Messenger RNA from Aspergillus nidulans FGSC A4, 797 nucleotides. RefSeq names its product mitochondrial nucleotide exchange factor MGE1 (gene grpE). NCBI's taxonomy places the organism in Eukaryota, Fungi, Ascomycota, Eurotiomycetes, Eurotiales, Aspergillaceae. The record is from RefSeq and is a predicted model, not a curated record. Gene Ontology annotation, molecular function: adenyl-nucleotide exchange factor activity; protein-folding chaperone binding; protein homodimerization activity. The transcript is spliced from 3 exons. Gene Ontology annotation, biological process: protein refolding; protein folding; protein import into mitochondrial matrix. Gene Ontology annotation, cellular component: PAM complex, Tim23 associated import motor; mitochondrial matrix. Bases 39 to 797 code for a protein of 252 amino acids.
CUUCAAUCAUUAUAAUCUCCAAAUCACAUAAAUUCAUAAUGUUCAAGCGAACUCUCCUCAGACAAGCUCAGGCCUCCCGGGCUCUGUUCUCUGUCCGUUCCGCUUCCACAGCGCCUCUGGCCAUCCGUCAGCCAUCACAGUUCCAACCACAGCUCCUCCGUCCCUUUGCUCGCAUUCCUAGCGCUCGAUGCUACUCUACAGAGAACAAGACAGAGACUCAAACAGAGAACGGUGAAAAGGAACAAAAGGACAAUGGCAACGAAUCCACAGGGACAGCCGACGAACAAUGCCAGAAAGAGCUGGAAGAGAAGAAGAAAGAGGUUAUUGAGCUCAAGGACAAAUAUGUCCGGUCUGUUGCAGACUUCCUGAACCUCCAGGAACGCACUAAGCGGGACAUGGAGAACGCCCGCAACUUCGCCAUUCAACGAUUUGCCGUCGACCUCCUUGAGAGUAUCGACAAUUUUGAUCGUGCUCUUCUAGCUGUCCCAAAGGAGAAGCUUAAUGCUCCGAAGACCGAGGAGAACAAGGACCUCUUGGAUCUCGUCGAUGGUCUGAAGAUGACCCAGAACAUCCUUUUGAACACUCUGCAGAAGCACGGCCUGGAACGAUUUGACCCCGGAGAGCCUGGCGAGGACGGAAAACCCCAGAAGUUCGACCCCAAGAUCCACGAAGCUACCUUCAUGACCAAGGUCGAGGGCAAGGAGAAUGGCGAGAUCAUGUACACCCAGAGCAAGGGUUUCACACUGAACGGCCGUGUCCUGAGGGCUGCCAAGGUUGGAGUUGUGAAGAAUGACUAA